Messenger RNA from Penicillium macrosclerotiorum, 2880 nucleotides. Its product is annotated as glucan 1,3-alpha-glucosidase ROT2. Lineage: Eukaryota; Fungi; Ascomycota; Eurotiomycetes; Eurotiales; Aspergillaceae. Gene Ontology annotation, cellular component: glucosidase II complex. Gene Ontology annotation, molecular function: carbohydrate binding; alpha-glucosidase activity. The transcript is spliced from 3 exons. The coding region runs from base 1 to 2880 and encodes 959 amino acids. The record is from RefSeq and is a predicted model, not a curated record. Gene Ontology annotation, biological process: N-glycan processing; carbohydrate metabolic process.
AUGGCCAGGAGUCGGCCUGCGUCCCGUUGGACGCUAUUGCUCUCCUUGGUUGUCCUUAUCGCAUGCAUUGUGAUUCCUGGAUUGGCUGUCAAACAUGAGAAUUUCAAAACAUGCGAUCAAUCUGGAUUCUGCAAACGAAACCGAGCCCUCGCAGAUGAUGCCUCCACCAAAGGCGCGGCGUGGAACUCCCCCUACGAGCUUGACCCCGCCACUAUCCACUUCAAGGACGGUCAAUUGACUGGUGUCCUGAUCAAAACUACAGCUACCAAAGAGAAAAUCCGUCUACCCCUCACAGUAUCCUUCUUGGAGUCGGGUGCUGCCCGUGUGGUAGUCGACGAGGAGAAGCGCAUGAAGGGCGACAUUGAGAUCCGACAUGGCAGCAAGGUAAACAAGAAGCGAUACGAUGAAACCGAAAAAUGGGUCAUUGUUGGUGGCUUGGACUUGAGCAAGUUGAGUACUCUAGACGCUCAAACCGAGACUGGUUUCACCAAGGUUCUGUAUGGGCCCGAGGAUAAAUAUGAGGCAAUUAUCCGCCACGCUCCCUUUGAGGUCGAGUUCCAGAGAGAUGGCCAAACCCAUGUGCAAUUGAACAACCAAGGCUUCUUAAAUAUGGAACACUGGCGACCCAAGGUCGAGGGCAAGGAGGGAGAGUCUGAAGAAGAUGAGAGCACCUGGUGGGAAGAGUCUUUUGGUGGAAACACCGACUCCAAACCUCGUGGCCCCGAAAGCGUUGGACUGGAUAUCACCUUCCCAGGCUAUAAUCACGUUUUCGGCAUUCCCGAGCAUGCAGACUCUAUGUCACUCAAGGAGACUCGAGGUGGUCCUGGCAACCAUGAAAACCCCUAUCGGAUGUAUAACUCCGACGUCUUCGAGUAUGAGCUCGAUAGCCCUAUGACAUUAUAUGGAUCCAUUCCGUUUAUGCAAGCUCACCGCAAAGGCUCUACCGUCGGCGUCUUCUGGCUCAAUGCUGCCGAAACCUGGGUUGAUAUUGUUAAGAAGAGCGGAUCUUCUAACCCUCUCUCAAUGAGCGCCAAGUCGAAGACUGAUACCCAAACUCACUGGUUCUCGGAAGCUGGUCGACUUGAUCUCUUCAUCUUCCUUGGUCCUACUCCCCAGGAUCUUAGCAAGACCUAUGGUCAGCUUACCGGUUACACCCAAUUGCCUCAGCACUUCGCCAUCGCGUAUCACCAGUGCCGCUGGAACUAUGUCACCGACGAGGAUGUGAAGGAGGUGGAUGCUAAGUUUGACAAGUACCAGAUUCCCUAUGAUGUGAUAUGGCUUGAUCUGGAAUACACAGACGAUCGAAAGUACUUCACUUGGGAUCCGCUUACCUUCCCCAACCCGAAGGGAAUGCAGGAGAAGCUUGACGAGUCUGAGCGUAAACUUGUCGUUCUUAUUGAUCCUCAUAUCAAAAACAAGGACAACUACUUUGUUUCUCAGGAGCUGAAUAAGAAUGGUCUUGCAGUUCAGAAUAAGGAUGGUGAUGUAUAUGACGGAUGGUGCUGGCCUGGGUCAUCUCACUGGGUCGACUGCUUUAACCCGGCUGCUUUUUCAUGGUGGAACAGUCUCCAUAAAUACGACAAGUUCAAGGGCUCGAUGUCCAACCUGUUCGUCUGGAACGACAUGAAUGAACCCUCUGUUUUCAACGGCCCGGAAACCACCAUGCCCAAGGACAACAUCCACCACGGCAACUGGGAACACCGGGAUGUUCACAAUGUGAAUGGCAUCACCUUGGUCAAUGCUACCUACCAAGCUCUGCUUGAACGCAAGAAGGGCGAGGUGCGCCGACCUUUCAUCCUGACCCGUUCCUACUAUGCAGGAGCACAGCGCAUGUCUGCUAUGUGGACUGGAGAUAACCAAGCCACUUGGGGUCACUUGGCUGCUUCGCUGCCUAUGGUUUUGAACAACGGCAUUGCUGGCUUCCCCUUUGCUGGCGCCGAUGUUGGUGGUUUCUUCCACAACCCUGACAAAGAACUUUUGGCCCGCUGGUACCAAGCCGGUAUUUGGUAUCCUUUCUUCCGCGCUCACGCCCACAUCGAUACUCGCCGUCGCGAGCCGUAUCUGAUCAGUGAACCCCAGCGCACCAUCAUUUCCCAGGCUAUCCGCCUGAGAUAUCAGCUUCUUCCUGCGUGGUACACCGCUUUCCACGAGGCCUCAGUCAAUGGUACACCGAUUGUGCGGCCCCAGUACUAUGUCUUCCCUGAUGAUGAGGCUGGCUUCGCUAUUGACGAUCAAUUAUACCUCGGCAACACUGGUCUUCUUGCCAAGCCUGUGGUCUCGGAAAAUACCUUCACCACGGACAUCUAUAUCGCGGACGAUGAGAAAUACUACGACUACUUUGAUUUCACCGUCUAUCAUGGUGCUGGCAAGCGACACACCGUCCCUGCUCCCGAAGACAAGAUUCCCCUUCUGAUGCAGGGUGGCCACAUCCUUCCUCGUCGGGAUCGUCCUCGCCGCAGCAGUGCUCUCAUGCGAUGGGAUCCCUUCACCUUAGUCGUGACCCUCGAUAAGAAUGGCGAAGCCGAAGGCUCUCUCUACAUUGACGACGGCGAGACCUUUGACUAUGAGCGCGGGGGGUACAUUCACCGCCGCUUCCAGUACCGUGAUUCGGUGCUGUCGUCUGAGAAUAUCGGCACGAAGGGGCCCAAGACCGCCGACUACUUUAAGACCAUGGCUGGCGUUACUGUAGAGCGCCUGAUCAUCGUCGAUCCUCCGGCCUCGUGGAAAGGUAAGCGCACCGUGACCGUCAUUGAGGAUGGGGCUAAGACUGGUUCCACUGCCUCGUUGGAGUACUACGAGCAGAAGGGUGGCAAGGCACCCUACGCCGUUGUCAAAAGCCCGAGCGUUGGAAUUGGCAAGACAUGGCGCAUAGAGUUUUGA